Ipomoea nil (Japanese morning glory) is the source of this 2637-nucleotide messenger RNA. Its product is annotated as AP2-like ethylene-responsive transcription factor ANT. The record is from RefSeq and is a predicted model, not a curated record. Gene Ontology annotation, molecular function: DNA-binding transcription factor activity; DNA binding. Gene Ontology annotation, biological process: regulation of DNA-templated transcription. Bases 650 to 2473 code for a protein of 607 amino acids. Lineage: Eukaryota; Viridiplantae; Streptophyta; Magnoliopsida; Solanales; Convolvulaceae. The transcript is spliced from 11 exons.
CCAGCCUCUCGCCCCAUUGGCUCUUUCCUUCCCCACUAGAUUGAAGCGAUCUUCUUCAAUCUUUUACUAUUUACUCCGUAAUACGGUACAGCCCGUCUUCCCCUUGAGGAAAACAUUUAAAUCCCAGAAAAAAAAGGUUUCUGCUUUAUUUAGUUAAUCCCCUUUUCAUGGCAGACGAAGCUCAAUAAGUAGUGGGUUUUGUCAGUUUUAAUGUCUCAUCUCAGAGCUGAGUUUUUGGAGGGUUAUGGUAGUCUGGGUUUAACUAGGGUUUAAGAGUGUGAUUAAGUGAGAGUAUAUAAACAGUCUUUGCAUAAAGCACUAGUCUUUGGAAAGCUACUUCUCGUUAGGAGUGUGUAUGUAUAAAACACAGAUCCCUAUGGACUGCUUGCCUGGGGUGAUGAUACUCAUCAGCAUUGCUGCCUGAAACUCAUUCUCUUUGUUUAGUUCAAAGGGUCCUUCUUUUUUUAUAGAUAGAGAGAGAGAGAGAGAGAGAGUCUGUGCAUAGAUAGAAUAGAAGGGUUUUUGUUAUUUUCUUGUCUUCUUUUAGAUGAUUGUGUUGAAGGUGAAGAUGAAAAUGGAGUUUCUAUGUAUUUUCCUGUUGGAAUGAUUGAGGUUUCUUGAGGCACAGGAAACACUUAGAAAGGGGAAAAUGAAGUCCAUGAAUGAUCAUAACAGCUGCGGUGGUAAUAAUAAUAAUAAUGCUAAUAACAAUCACUUGUUGGGGUUCUCCCUCUCACCCGCCAUGAAAAUGGAUGCUUACACAGCUGCCACUUCUGCUCCUACAAGCUUCUACCAUUCUCUUUCUCCCCUCCACUCUUCUGGUCUCUGUUAUGCUGUUGGGGAAAUCGGUGCCUUUCAUUCUCCCUUGUCUGCUAUGCCUCUCAAAUCUGAUGGCUCUCUUUGCAUCAUGGAAGCUUUCUCAAGAUCCCAGACUCGUAGUAUGGUUCCAAAUUCUAGUCCUAAGCUGGAGGACUUUCUGGGAGGUGCAACAAUGGGGGAUGGUGAGUAUGGUAGCCAUGAGAGGGAAGCUGGGAUUCUUAGCUUGGACAGCAUAUAUUAUACCCAGCAGGAUGUUGAAGAAGAAGCUGCAAGGCAGAGGUGUUUGGGGUUGGGGUUCCAUCAAGACCCACAAAAUCACCAUUCUUACUACUCUAACCUGCAAAUAGCUCAAAUGCCAGGAAAUGAUGAGCUCAAAAACUGGGCUUCUGUUCAACUCUUUGGACAACAAGCACCUGAACAACAACAGAUAGGCACCACCACCACUGCCCUGGUGGGUGAUGGUGGUGGGGGUAAUGACUUGCAGCCUUUGAGUCUUUCCAUGAGUCCUGGCUCUCAGUCCAGCUGUGUUACUGCUGCUAGGCAAAUUUCUCCCACUGAUUUGGAAUGUGUAGCCAUGGACUGCAAGAAAAGGGCCUCUGGGAAACUGGCAACAACAAAACAACCCAUCCACAGAAAAUCCAUAGACACCUUUGGUCAAAGAACCUCUCAGUAUAGAGGUGUAACAAGACAUAGGUGGACAGGCAGGUAUGAGGCCCAUCUUUGGGAUAACAGUUGCAAGAAGGAAGGGCAGACUAGGAAAGGGAGGCAAGUGUACUUGGGAGGUUAUGACAUGGAAGAGAAAGCUGCAAGGGCAUAUGACCUUGCUGCUCUCAAGUAUUGGGGACCUUCAACCCACAUUAACUUUCCACUGGAAAAUUACCAGAAAGAGCUCGAAGAAAUGAAGAACAUGACACGCCAGGAACAUGUUGCCCAUCUGAGAAGGAAAAGUAGUGGAUUCUCUAGGGGUGCUUCGAUAUAUCGAGGAGUGACAAGGCACCAUCAACAUGGACGGUGGCAGGCGCGAAUAGGCAGAGUUGCAGGAAACAAGGACCUUUAUCUCGGGACCUUCAGCACCCAAGAAGAAGCUGCAGAAGCUUAUGACAUUGCUGCAAUCAAAUUCCGUGGCAUUAGUGCUGUCACAAACUUUGACAUUUCCAGAUAUGACGUGGACAAAAUCUUGGCGAGCAAUUCUCCGGCGGCCGGAGAAUUAUGCCGGCGAAACAAAGAAGCCGCCGUGGAGUAUAAUGACAUGGUUGGUCAUCAGGAAAAUAACAGUAGUACUACUGGGACUGUUUCGGACUGGAAAAUGGCAUUGUAUCAGGCGCCGCCGCAGCAGCAAGAAGAACAGAAUGCAUGUUUUGAAUCAAAUCAGCAAAAACCCAUCUUCUCAAUGGCGGUGCAGAAUCUGAUAGGGAUGGAUUCAUCAAUAAUCCCCUCGGUUGAGACCCAUUUCUCCAACCCAUCCUCCCUCGUCAGCAGCCUGAGCAACUCCAGAGAAGCCAGCCCGGAAUCAAUGGCGUUCGGCGGCGCAAAGCCGACACUGGAAACCAAAUUCUUGAUUCCCACGACAAACAACGUACGACGGUCGCCUAUGGAUAUCCCACUGUCCAUGGCUCACCUUCCACUGUUCGCCGCCUGGAAUGACAACUCUUAAAACUUCCCAUACUUUCUGUUAACACGUGAAAGACUGAAAACGUAGGAAUUUACGUACUACAAUCACGAAAUGAAUUACGACCUAGAUUGUCUGUAACUUAGUUUUGGAUUCUGGGGUAUACUGCCAUUUAGAUUCUGCAAUGAAAUGAAAUCAAAUAUUUUCUG